AUGAACGGCUCCCGGGCACCAGCCACCUGGCUGGGCUGCUGCAACCAGUCGGGGGUGCUGCCUGAGCCCCCAGAGGGGCUGCGCGUCGUGCAGGCGGUGGUGCUGGGCGUGCUGUCACUGCUUGUGCUCUGCGGGGUCCUCUUCCUGGGUGGCGGCCUCCUCCUCCGUGCGCAGGGCCUCACGGCCAUGGUGCUCCAUGAGCGGAGCGCAUCCCAUGAGGCCGAGUCCAGUGGCGCUGGUGGAGGCGACGACGACGAUGACUCCUAGGCACCCCUGUGCUCCAGAAUGAGGGUCACGGCCUCCAGGCGGCCCAUGACUUGGCGUCGGGAGGCUGCUGUGGAGAGCGGGACUCGGCGUCCUCCCCCUGAGCCUGGUGCCGAGCAGAGAGUUCAGCGGCGCCUGCUGGCUGCCUCCUGCCUCAUGCCUCCUGCUGCACCGGUGGAGCUUCCGCCCCUUUGAUCCAUGAGUGGUGCAGACAGCAGACCGAGAGUGCUGGAUUGUGGUGGGGCCUCCCCCCAGGAACCUUGCAUUCAACCUGGCGGCCUCCGACUGACGUGCGCCACUCAGCCUCCUGUGGUCCCCCUGGACGUGCCUCCCGGAGUGGUCAAAUCCUCUGAGCAUCCGCAGCACGUCCAGGGCUCUGACGUGGACGUACACUCUGUGUGCUCCUGUACUCCGUGCAGCAGCUGCUGGCUAUGCCCCCCUGGCUUCCAGGCCUCUGAGGACACCAGUGCAGCCCCUGCCCCCGUCCCAUCUCUGAUACAGGGCUGCUGUGGUCCGACAGGCCAGUGACCUGCCUGCUGAGGGCUGUGGGUCAGUGUCACCCAUUUGGAGAUCUCCGGUGCCCCCCGCAAUGCCCUACCGCUUCCGGUGGCUUGUUAUUAAAUA
Molecule: messenger RNA, 888 nt
Organism: Hyaena hyaena (striped hyena)
Lineage: Eukaryota; Metazoa; Chordata; Mammalia; Carnivora; Hyaenidae
Gene: SMIM41
Product: small integral membrane protein 41
Exons: 2
Coding region: 1-267 (88 amino acids)
Source: RefSeq, a predicted model, not a curated record